Lactuca virosa is the source of this 441-nucleotide messenger RNA. NCBI's taxonomy places the organism in Eukaryota, Viridiplantae, Streptophyta, Magnoliopsida, Asterales, Asteraceae. The record is from the annotation of a GenBank genome assembly.
AUGCAGGCCUUUAACAAUGAUGUGGAUACAACAACACAUGAAUCUGGUGAAAAACAACAUUAUCUCCAAAGAAAGAAAAAACGUGAUUUAGCACUUGAAUCUUGGAAAUGGAAUGAAGUUAUUGAUCUUGUAAGUUCUGAUAAUCAACAUCAGUUGACUGAUGAAGAUGAUACAACAGAUACAGCUGAGUCAGUAAAACCGUUCAAAAUCCCCCGACUCACGAUCCAGACCCGAAACAGGUUCUUUAAGCUUCGUCAUCUACCGGAUGACGAAGAUUACGGAAAUUGGUUGGAGUCACCUGUAGAUAUGAACCAACCAAUACAAGAAUAUGAUGCGCCACGUCAGGCUGAAGAUGAUGUAGGUGUGAUCCAGCAAAAUCCGGUUGGAAAUGAUGUACAUAUUCCAACAGGAGCUGUUGUGGCUUGGCCGGAUGAAGAAUGA